Phytophthora sojae is the source of this 972-nucleotide messenger RNA. RefSeq lists its product as hypothetical. The transcript is spliced from 3 exons. The coding region runs from base 1 to 972 and encodes 323 amino acids. The record is from RefSeq and is a predicted model, not a curated record. Lineage: Eukaryota; Oomycota; Peronosporomycetes; Peronosporales; Peronosporaceae.
AUGGCGACGCCGGCCAAGAUCGAGGGCGCCGUGCCCAAGAAGGUGUACAUGCACUACGACGAGGGCAGCGAGGCGCAGACGCUGACGCUCAAGAUGACGCUGCCCUCCAAGUGGGCGGGCCACACCGUCGACUACCUCAAGGAGUUUUUCGUGGAGCACUACAACAACAAGAAGCCGGACAACACGCUGGACGCGGCGCAGAUGCACCUGGAGAAGAAGGGCAACAACGCGCCCUUCGGCGACGAGCUGCUGCACACGGCCGUGCAGAAGUACGACGACCUGUUCCUCAAGGCGGGCGCCAGUACGCUCAAGCCGGUCAAGGUCCAAAAGAGCGCUGCCCCUGCGACCUCGGACAAGAAGCUGCUGCAGUGCAAGAACCACGGCUGCCAGAAGAAGUUCGCGGAGGAGGAGAACAACGACCAGGCGUGUCGUCACCACCGCCUGCCGCCGCUGUUCCACGACAUGAAGAAGGGCUGGCAGUGCUGCUCGAGCAAGAUGGUGUACGACUGGGACGACUUCGAGAAGAUCGAGCCGUGCGUCGUGGGCCGCCACUCGGUGGUGGGUCCCAACGAGCAGUUCGCGGCCUCGCCGACGGUUGCGGCGGCUGAAAAUGCCGCCAACUCGGCGGGUGCUGCGGCCCCGCCGGCGGCUCCGCUCAAGUCCAUCGAGGACUACAACCAGAAGAACCCGGACGCGGUCACGGCCGUCUCGGCAGCCAAGGAGAACCAGACGGUGCCGGCCCCCAAGCGCACGGACGGCAAGGCCAACUGCGUCAACUUCGGCUGCCAGCAGGAGUACGUGGUGGCCGACAACACGGACUCGUCGUGCAGGCACCACGCCGGCGCGCCCGUGUUCCACGACGCCAGCAAGUACUGGAGCUGCUGCCCCAAGGACGUCAAGUACGACUUCGACUCGUUCCUGAAGGUGCCCGGCUGCGUCGUGUCGGCGCACUCGGACGUCAAGACGGCUUAG